AUGCUCAACGAUGAACGUGGACUUUACUUGGCAAUAUCAGCCUUGGUAGUAGCUGUGUUAAGCUACUGUCGAAAAUAUAGACUCAAUCUUUCGCGCCCCCCGCUACCGCCUGGUCCUAUCCCCCUUCCAGUACUGGGAAAUGUUCUCAGUCUUGAUUCCGCUCGGCCCUGGUUGACCUUCAAUGCCUGGAGAUCCACAUAUGGUGACAUUAUUUAUGCUCGUCUCCUUGGCAAGCCCAUCAUCGUCGUUAAUUCUGAGGAGGUCGCGAAAGACCUUUUUGAACGGCGUUCCAGCAUAUAUUCAGAUAGACCCCAGUCAAUUGUUUAUGAAGCCUUCGCUUCAGAUUUUAACACGGGGUUCAUGCCAUAUGGAAACAGGUGGCGCCUUCACCGACGAAUCUUUCAUCAGGCAUUUCAUCAAACUGCUGUACCCGCUUACCACGCUACGCUACUCCGUUCCGCCCACAAAAUGAUGUUCGGUCUUCUACGGGACCCUGAAAAUUAUCCAAACCAUUCUCUGAUGUUUCCUUUGACAUACAUGCUAUCUAUAAUAUAUGACUGUGAAACGACAGCUAAGGACAAGCAUGUUGCUAACGCCAUUACAAGGUAUGGGAAACUCAUAGUCGAAGGUUUCGCACCAGCUGCUAUGACUCUAAUGGAAACAUUCCCUUUCCUUUUGCAGCUACCUAGCUGGUUUCCCGGUGCCACGUUUAAGCGAGCAUCACUCAAGUGUAUCCAGGCAGGCCAUGACGUGAAGGAGAUACCCUUUCAAUAUGUCAAAGAGAGGAUGUCUGCCAAUGACAUGGGACCGUGCUUGGUGGCUGAUGCUUUGAAUAGGACCAGUGAAGAGGACGACGUCACUAUAACUGCAAUUAAGGAGGCUGCUUCCGUUGCAUUCACAGUUUCUCCUGGUCUUCGUUUGCCAAUCAUAAUCAGUUUGCCCUUGACUCAGACCACUAACACAUUACUUGUGUUUCUUCUUGCUAUGGUGCUCAACCCAGAGGUGCAAGCAAAAGCGCAGGCGGAGAUCGAUCGAGUCGUUGGCAAGGAUAGACUCCCCAAUUUCGACGAUAGACCGGCGUUGCCUUACCUAGAAGCUAUUUUACGUGAAACACUCAGGUGGUACCCAGUGGUUCCAUUCGGCAUUCCACACGCAACAACAACCAGUGACAUCUACAAUGGCUAUUUUAUUCCUGAAGGUCCCACACUAUCCUUAUCCUUAAUGUAUCUAAAUAACGAACCUUUCAGGGCAAUGACGCACGAUGCAACGAAAUAUCCCAGUCCUGACGAAUUCAAACCGGAAAGAUUUUUCCAAGACGACGGGACUCUGAACAGCGAUACUAUGCGUUUAGGCUUCGGCUGGGGUCGCCGAAUUUGUGUGGGACGGCAUCUCGUGGACGCGUCACUCUGGAUCGCUAUGGCGAAUUUCCUCGCGUUUUUCUCGGUCCACAAGGCUCUUGAUGAACACGGCAUGGAGAUUCCAAUCGCUCCGAAGUUCACCACUGGUUUCACAGUGUUUGAAGAAUCUCAUCUGUCCCAGAGAGUAGUCUGCUGA
Molecule: messenger RNA, 1554 nt
Organism: Suillus subaureus
Lineage: Eukaryota; Fungi; Basidiomycota; Agaricomycetes; Boletales; Suillaceae
Product: cytochrome P450
Exons: 12
Coding region: 1-1554 (517 amino acids)
Molecular function (GO): monooxygenase activity; iron ion binding; heme binding
Source: RefSeq, a predicted model, not a curated record